Mus caroli (Ryukyu mouse) is the source of this 4829-nucleotide messenger RNA. RefSeq names its product calcium/calmodulin dependent protein kinase II alpha (gene Camk2a). NCBI's taxonomy places the organism in Eukaryota, Metazoa, Chordata, Mammalia, Rodentia, Muridae. The record is from RefSeq and is a predicted model, not a curated record. Gene Ontology annotation, biological process: protein phosphorylation. Gene Ontology annotation, molecular function: calcium/calmodulin-dependent protein kinase activity; calmodulin binding; ATP binding.
CCAUGGGGACCUGGAUGCUGACGAAGGCUCGCGAGGCUGUGAGCAGCCACAGUGCCCUGCUCAGAAGCCCCAAGCUCGUCAGUCAAGCCGGUUCUCCAUUUGCACUCAGGAGCACGGGCAGGCGAGUGGCCCCUAGUUCUGGGGGCAGUGCUUCAGCAUCCCAGUCCUAGUUCCCAGUCUAAAGCCUCGCCUGCCUGCCCAGUGCCAGGAUGGCUACCAUCACCUGCACCCGAUUCACAGAAGAGUACCAGCUCUUUGAGGAACUGGGAAAGGGAGCCUUCUCUGUGGUGCGCAGGUGUGUGAAGGUGCUGGCUGGUCAGGAGUAUGCUGCCAAGAUUAUCAACACCAAGAAGCUUUCAGCCAGAGAUCACCAGAAGCUGGAACGUGAGGCCCGCAUCUGCCGCUUAUUGAAGCACCCCAAUAUCGUCCGACUCCAUGACAGCAUCUCUGAGGAGGGGCACCACUACCUUAUCUUUGAUCUGGUCACUGGUGGGGAGCUGUUUGAAGACAUUGUGGCCCGGGAGUAUUACAGUGAAGCUGAUGCCAGCCACUGUAUCCAGCAGAUCUUGGAGGCUGUGCUACACUGUCACCAGAUGGGGGUGGUGCAUCGUGACCUGAAGCCUGAGAAUCUGUUGCUGGCUUCGAAGCUCAAGGGCGCUGCUGUGAAGCUGGCAGACUUUGGCCUGGCCAUAGAGGUGGAAGGGGAGCAGCAGGCAUGGUUUGGGUUCGCAGGGACACCUGGAUACCUCUCCCCAGAAGUGCUGAGGAAGGACCCAUACGGGAAGCCCGUGGACCUGUGGGCCUGUGGCGUCAUCCUGUAUAUCUUGCUGGUUGGGUAUCCCCCGUUCUGGGAUGAAGACCAGCAUCGCCUGUACCAGCAGAUCAAAGCUGGUGCCUAUGAUUUCCCAUCACCAGAAUGGGACACCGUCACCCCAGAAGCCAAGGAUCUGAUCAAUAAGAUGCUGACCAUCAACCCGUCCAAACGCAUCACGGCCGCUGAGGCUCUCAAGCACCCAUGGAUCUCGCACCGCUCCACCGUGGCCUCCUGCAUGCACAGACAGGAGACCGUGGACUGCCUGAAGAAGUUCAAUGCCAGGAGGAAACUGAAGGGAGCCAUCCUCACCACUAUGCUGGCCACCAGGAACUUCUCCGGAGGGAAGAGCGGAGGAAACAAGAAGAACGAUGGUGUGAAGAAAAGAAAGUCCAGUUCCAGCGUUCAGUUAAUGGAAUCUUCUGAGAGCACCAACACCACCAUUGAGGACGAAGACACCAAAGUGCGCAAACAGGAAAUUAUCAAAGUGACAGAGCAGCUGAUCGAAGCCAUAAGCAAUGGAGACUUUGAGUCCUACACGAAGAUGUGUGACCCUGGAAUGACAGCCUUUGAACCGGAGGCCCUGGGGAACCUGGUGGAGGGCCUGGACUUUCAUCGAUUCUAUUUUGAAAACCUGUGGUCCCGGAACAGCAAGCCGGUGCACACCACCAUCCUGAACCCUCACAUCCACCUGAUGGGUGACGAGUCAGCCUGCAUCGCCUAUAUCCGCAUCACUCAGUACCUGGAUGCGGGCGGCAUACCCCGCACGGCCCAGUCAGAGGAGACCCGCGUCUGGCACCGCAGGGACGGCAAAUGGCAGAUCGUCCACUUCCACAGAUCUGGGGCGCCCUCCGUCCUGCCGCAUUGAAGGACCAGGCCAGGGUCCCUGCGUCCUUGCUUCGCAGAGAUCCGCUCUUUGUCCGUGGAAUGUGGCUGCUGGUUCUCCUUUGGAUUUUGCUGGAAUUCUCCCUGUCAGAUCACCCUACCAUUGCCACCUCUGUACUUGCGUCAUGAAAACCUGCUUGUUCACAGAAGUCGCCACAACAUCACAGUGAACAGCCAGCUCUCCCCAGCUAUGUUGCCCAAGCUCUUCCUGCCAGUGGGGACCUUCUUCCGGCUCAAGUACCCAGGGUGCUGGCCCCAGGAACCCCCACCCCUUACCCACUGUUGUUGGCCUGGCCUAGCUUUAGCUAUAGAUAAGGCCUCAGCUGUGCAAUUGGCAGGAAAUGAGGAAGAGGCAGGCAAGCUGUGUUGAGAGCACCUCUUGUCAAUUCCUUCUCUCCUGGGGUCUCCGGGGAAGCUCACACGAGGCCCUCAGUCUCCAAGCCAACCCCUUCUGAGGGAGAGUGAGAGAGGAGCCAACGUCAGUGAGCCAGGAACUGCUGCUCUCAUCUGCUCUCCUCUGUGCUGGCCUUGCCUUUGACCAGACCAUCCGCCACGGGGGAGGGGGUGGGCUCUACCGCCCCGGUGCCCCACUCACUCUGCCUCAGUCCUCCUGUGAAGUUUGCCUCCAGUGUUGACCCACCCACCCUGCCCUUCAACGUCCUUGGAGAAUUCCAGCCUCAUCUGUCUGAGAGGAGAUCGGAAGGUGUUUCAGGGGCAAAGCAAGCAACAUUUAGGUAUCACUUCUACUUGGACGCAUGCCUUUUUACAGCCAAACUUCCGUGUAUUUCGUAAAUGGAUUUUGCGUUAACGGACAUCUAUGUGAUAACUAGACCUCUCAAGUUUACUGUAAAGAAGAGUCAGAUGGGUUGGGAAGUGGGUGGGAAGAGGAGUGAGAGGAAGUUUUUACCCCGUUCCAGAGGUUUUUUUGGGGGAGGGAGGGUGUCCCUUCUGAGGGAGGGUGCUUUCUGAGGUGGCCUCACACCCCAGGGAGCACGGCUUUCUUCCAUUAUGGUCCCCAAAGUCAGCUGACAAGAUUUCUUCCAGAGCCAGCAUGACUAACACACAGUGAGUCAGGUCAGGGGAGGCCAUCAGGAAGGGAUUAUCUAGACUUGGCAUCUCUGGAACUGGAGAGAGACCUUACUAUUCUACUUCCCGGGAAAUCUUUCACCGUAUCCUUGUGCUAUCCCCUCCUCAGCCCAGCCCCCACUCACCACCUUCUAGGCACAUUAUUCUCAUCACCUCUCUCAACUUGGCCAAGCAAGAGUGCCAGAAACUUAUUUUCCUAUUUCAUGCUGAACUUGGCCUGGUGUGCGCUCUAUUGUGCUUGCCUGCCUACCCGGCCUUCCUCGCCUCCCCUGCCCCGGACACACACACACACACACACACACACACACACACAGGCACUCAUACCACUUCCUUCCUCCCCCCCCCUUUCUCUUUCUCUUCUUCUCUCCCUCUUCCUGGGUUUGGCUCUUGUAUGGAAUGCUGUAUCUCAUUCACGGGGAUCUCCUGUCUGCACUGUUUUCUUUGCAUGACUUUAUAUGCAGUAAGUAUGUUGAAAAACAAACAAAAAAACAAAAAAGGAGAAAAAUACUCAACAAAAUCAAACAACACAUUUUUUUUUUUGGACAAAAAAAUAAUAACAUUCAAGGUAAUAGUCUCAGUGUCCAACUUGGACUUACGUUGCUGCCUCUCCGUGCUUUUGGUCUCUCCGUGGCUAUGUUUUGCCAGCAUGAGACCCUGUUCCCUCUGGAAGUUGCUAGGGGAGAAAGAGCCAUGCGUCCAGGGGUUUGGAGACAGCUUUGUCCUCUCGGCUUUUCUGAGGGUCGAUGGGAGCAGAAGUGGAAGGGAUGUUUAAUCCAGAACUUUCUGGUAUUCCCCUUUCGCCUACAUGUGAGCUAUAUCCUGGGCUCUUCUCUCAAAUCCUGCUGCCCAGGGACAAGUACAGGGUAGAAGAGUGGCUCUCUUGUCAAAGCCGCUCCACUGUAGCCUCUGCCCUUGGUAGAGACACUGCUACCCAGGCCCAAGAAUGGGUCCUUGUCCUGCCCCAGAACCAGGCUUCUUCAUAAGGCUCAGCAAGGCCAUUGUCCCCAGAUAAAGGUAAAGGAGGGUGUGGCCUUUACCAGGGGACACUGCAAUCUCCAUGCAGGAUCUACAAUCCCUUCUUUAAGCCUCAGUUUCUCCAUCAAUGUUCCUACCCAGACUGAUGGAGGGUCAGAGUAAAAGAUGUCACAAGCACCCAUCACCUCUGAGAGCUUGUUGGGUUUGUCACUGGCUGGCCCUCUUAUGCACCAGGCCUGGCCAACCCCCACCCUUUCCUCUGUGUGCCCCUCAUUUUACUAUUUGGUGCCAGUCCGUUGAUGACCAGCAAUGGACUGCAGGGGGAAGAAGUGUUUGGGGGCUCUGAUCCCGGGUUCUGACCAGAUCCAGGUUUUGUGUAGCUUUGGGUAAAUCCUUUGCCCUCUUCAGGCUUUAGUUUCCCCAACCAGAAGACGCCUAUGCCCUGCCUUCCGUUGGCUAACAUGCCCCUGUCCACUAUGUGCUUGUUCACAUGUGGGAAAAGUGGAGGCAGGUCCCUGCCCCAGUCUGAGACGGCCCCCUCUGCAGAGGCCACUCCUGUGGGUGGGCAGCCAACUAAUGAAGACCUUGGGACACUACGAUGGCCCCAAGGUUGCAGGCAGGGGAACUGGCAGAAAAACUGCCCAGAGCCCACCCUCAUCUGACAAGCUCCAUGCUCCAUCCAAAUACCCUCCAGAUGAAAAAAAAAAAAAAAAGAGAGAGAGAAAGAAACAAAGAGUCAAAUCAUAUUUAUAGGAAAAGCGUCUCCAGCCCUAUGCACCUUAGCUCAAAUCCUGCCCCAUGGCUUCCCCACCCCCUUCAAAGGGUUAGAGAGCCUUGGGGGAAUGCGUUUGCCAGGCCCCGUGCUGGCAUCUUUGUUACUAUUUGUUUAGGGUUUUGUUCUAGUUCUCUCUCUCUCUCUCUCUCUCUCUCUCUCUCUCUUUCUUUUUUAAUCUGUGGCUGUGAACUUGAAUGACCACUGCUCAAACUUUCUGCUACUGGGGGGUGGGGGAGGGGAGAAGAGAUGUCUGGUUUAUUCUUGGCGUUUUCAGUGGAAUAAAUAGCUACAAAUUUA